Messenger RNA from Styela clava, 3677 nucleotides. RefSeq names its product integrator complex subunit 3-like. NCBI's taxonomy places the organism in Eukaryota, Metazoa, Chordata, Ascidiacea, Stolidobranchia, Styelidae. Gene Ontology annotation, cellular component: cytoplasm. The record is from RefSeq and is a predicted model, not a curated record.
UUUGAUGAAUUAAAAUUAUUUUACAGCAUUAUAAAAAUUAUGUGAUUUUUUGGGAGCGACUUGUAUUCAACAAUGUCACACUCACCUGUUCGUACGUUUCGUGUUUUCUCAUCUACUUCAAUCGAUGCUAAAGAUGAAAUAGAAGAAAAACUGGAAACAUGCCACUCGAAUAUCACUAAUCUAUUGUCAAACGCUACUUCGGAAAGAGAACGGCAUGACAUCCUAACAAAUCAAGUCUCCAAAGGCAAUGCAGAACAUGAUGACGUAUGCCUUGGACUAUUUGCUAUAAUAUUAGUCGAUAGGCAUCUCGGCCCGAAGGCUACUCAAGAGCUCAUGAUGGUGAACCGAGACAGUUUGAAUGUUGUACUCUCAAGAUUGAGUUUGUUAAUUUUGGAAAAGUUUAUAAAAAUUGAGGACGUGGCUCGAGCACAAAUCUUAUGGUUCAUGAACGAAUUGAUUAAAAUUAACAUUCAUGGCACUGAUGGACUUUUCAUAUCUUUAAUGAAACAAAUAAUUGGUGGUGAUACUACUCCAAAAAAUGUAUGGUUAGCUGAAAAUAUUGUUGACAUUUUAUCAAUCAAUCGAGCGUGGAUGGAUAAAUCACCAGUUUUGAUUCAAACAACGGUUUUUACAUAUUUGCGUGUAAUUCAGGACCAUUUUCAUCCUUCAUUCGCAGCUGUUCGCCAAAAAGAAGUGACAGUUUGUGUUACGACGCUCAGAGAACACUUUAACGAAUGCAGAGCAAUCGGACGUGAUUUGGUGAGGCUCCUAAUGGGAGUUGCAAGGAUUCCAGAGUUUGAGCGAUUAUGGUCUGAUUUAAUACACAAGCCGCAAAGUUUGGCACCAAAUUUCACCGGCCUACCAUCUUUAGUCCAAACACGUACAUCAAGAAAAUUCUUAGUGUCAAGACUCACAUCUGACAUGGAAUCAAAGGUUGCAUUUUUAUUAUUGAAAGUACGCUUUGGUCAACAGAAACGUUAUCAAGACUGGUUCCAGAGACAAUAUUUAUCCACCCCAGAAAGUCAACUACUACGUGGCGAUUUGAUUCGUUAUAUUUGUGGAUGUGUACAUCCUUCUAAUGAUAUACUAUGCUCUGAUAUAAUUCCACGUUGGGCCGUUAUAGGAUGGCUUCUGUCAAAUUGUACAUCUCGAGUGGCGUCAUCAUAUAGCUAUUUAGCUUUGUUUUGGGAUUGGCUUUUCUAUGCCCCAGAUAAAAACAGUGUCAUGGACAUCGAAGCUGGAGUAUUAGUGAUGUUUAACAGUUUAAGAAAUCAUCCAGCCAUUACAACAACCCUACUAGAUUUCUUGUGUCGUAUUGUCAAAAAUUUUCAUCCCCCUAUGUUCGAUCAAGUACGAGCUGGCGUCAGUACUGCAUUAAAAACAAUUCUCGAGAAGCGUGUUCUUGCUUCCCUUGCCCCAAUUUUUGAUAACCCCAAAUUUGACCCCGAAUUGUUAAAUUUAAUUCGCUCCACAUUUCCUGAGUUUUGUGCUGUUGGUACAGAUGGAAAACCACCGUUACCACCGGACUCUGGUCCGAUGCCUCCACCGCCACCUAGUGACGACAUCAUUGGAGAAGAACCAAUGAUAAUUGAAGAUGACCCUGAUGAGGUCAAAGGUCACAGUAACAUUGGUGAUACAGAAGAAGAAGCGGACUCCUCCGGACAAGAUAGUCUCGCAAUAUUCAGUGAUGAAGAGGAUGAAUCUAACAAACAUCAAGAUGCAUAUUUAUUUCCGCUGGGAGAUUCACCGAAGCUAGAACAUCGAGAUAUUACCGAGGACAUUGAAAAACUUGACGAAACACUCAAAGACCUCGUUACACAAAUGCAGAACUCAACUACAAGCGACACAGAAGAAAAAUGCGAACGUGUUGAGGACAUCAUCGACCACCUUUUGUCCCUUGAAGAAUUUGACGCUGAAGUUUGCACUCCACUUGCUUCAUGUUUGGUUGAACUUUUUUCUGAAAAUUUCAGUCGUUCAAAUUUGCCUGAUGAACUAUCAGAUGAAUAUUUGGCGGGGUGUAUUGAACAACCCCUGUAUGUAAUUUUCCGUAAAUUAUGCCAAGGCCGAGAAGAAGAUGAUUCUUUCAGUGUUUUGCUUUCACUUUUAGCUGAAAUGUAUACUUUACAACAAAGGUUGGGUUAUCAUUUGUUGUUUUAUUUAGCAGUUCCAAACCCUACAUUAAAAGAAAGUAAUUGGAUGGUCUACGAAUCUUUUGCGCAGUCAACGCAACUCGCAGAAACGUAUAAUUGUCUUAUGAUGGACAUGAAGCAUUGCCAAGACGAUGACGUCAAUAUGUUGAUAUACCUAGUUCCGCAUGUUUAUAAACAUUUUCCCGAACAUUGUAUAGACAACGCCGAAUUGUUGAAUAUGAUUGUAGCAGUUUUGGAUUCGGAGCAGUUGCAACGUUUGCAGUGUCUGGCCAUGACUGGCCAAUUAAUUAUGAUGAAAAAAGAUUCUGUUUUGAAUGUUCUCAUGAAAAGUUUAGAAUGGGAAACGUUUGAGCAGUAUAGCACUUGGCACUUAUUAGCUGUUCAUGAUAUUGCCCCUGAUGUAGCCCUUCCAUUAGUGGCUAACUUGUCACAUAGAAAGCACCCGGAAGCUUUAACAAUGUUUCUUUUGCUUUUUCGCCACAAGAAACCAACUCUUGAUAUGGUCCGACACAUCACUGCUCGAAAUUAUCGUGAUAAUGAUAAUUUUGCUUUAUCCCUUUUACGGCAUUGGGUUUUGCACCAUGAGAAUGAAAUAACGGAACAUAUUUGUACACUUUUGAAUAAGAGUAAACCAAGAAGUACGCCUCCUAGAAAAGGACUACGUCAAAGUGUGCGUUCUUCUCAAACCGGACUACUUCAAACGACGCAACCCACGACACUGCAUCUUUUAGGUCAUUUGGAGGAAUUGAGGAAAAACAACUUACCCAAAAGUUGCGGACUUUUCACCCAAGACUCUUUAAUUGCGUCAUUAACGUAUGUUCAAUCGCACUGCGAUGAUAGUGACAAAUUAAAAUUUAGCGAACUUUUUGCUCUCGUUGUUGAAGACUCUGAAGAAGAAACUUUAGUUAAAGAUUUAAGACAUGCAAGGAAGCGCACAAAAUCUACCGCAUCACGAUCUGGAACCAGUGGUGUCACCGCAAGACUCAGACAAACGCAGCCAUCAUAUAAAAAUGAAUCCGAUUCGGGUUCAAACAGCAGUUCUGAUGAAGAGACUGUGGGCAGGAGACGAAAGAAAAGACAGAAAGUCAGUAAAGCAAAUGAUUCAUCUGACAGUGACUAAUGAUCCAGUGUGUGCAAAGUCCAUUGUGGUCUGCCACAAUGCCCCCGAUUUUUUUGGUAGUAUGGACGAAGUAACCUAUUAGCUAUACAAAUGAUGUGAUGCAGGGCUUCCUUGUGGUAGGAAAAUUGACCCCGCAGGGGGGUUGGAGGUAGGAGUUUUGACCUGCAUCGGGUGGUGUUAUCGGAUCGGAUGUAUGUUAUUAUGCCCUCAUUGCGAAGAUACUGUCUCCAGCGUAGUGCAACUUUUCAAUAUUCUAUUUACAGCAUAGUGAAAUCCAAAUUGCUUUCCACGUAGACAUCCUCCCACACUAACAUAUUAAGCUUCAAAUUAAAUACUUUGAUGUGUAUAAUGGUGUUUUCCAUUUAUUUCAACUCAAAUAUAAAAAUAAAGGAACCUAAAAACAUGAA